AUGAGCCUGGGCGUCGUCGUCUCGCGAUCCACGCCAGCGCCCACUCCAACCUACGCGGACUGUCUCGGCGUCGCUUGCCGUUCGGGGAACACCGGGCACAAGGCCCGGGACGUGCCAGAGGCGCCCAACAUUGCCGUCGUGGGCGGCGGGCUGACUGGUCUCACGACGGCCUACUUUCUCGCGAAACGACUGGAGAAACCGGCGCAGAUCACGGUAUACGAAGCAUCCUCGCGAUGGGGAGGGUGGCUCCGCUCCGAGAAGACACCCGUCGACGUGGGCGGCGUCAAGACGCAGGUGCUCUUUGAGCGAGGGCCGCGCUCCAUGUCGACAGCCCAGACGGGCGGGCGGAUGGACAGGUUGAUCUUGUACCAGCUACUCUGCGACUUUGGUCUACCGCUCACGCCACUGGAUGGGACGCAACCGCGAUGGAUACUGCACGAAAAUCAGCUGGCAGCGGCGCCGCCUUGCUCCAUCAUUGAUGCGCUCAAGAACCCCGUCUUGCGCCAGGUCGCUCUACCGCUGAUCACCGGCUACCUUAAGAAUCUCUUCCGGCGCACCCCCUACCCCAGCAGGGACAUGUCCAUCGCCGAGUUCCUCGAAAACACAUAUGGCUCCAAGGUCCUCAGCGAGACGCUCAUGUCCGCCAUUGUGCACGGCGUGUGGGGGGGCAGUGUCCAUGACCUGAGUGCGUGGAGUGUGGCACCACACAUGCUUGGCUGGCCGGCGCCCAUGAGUCGCGACGACGAUUUCACGUUUGUCCCUACCAAGGAAUUCCGGCUCUGGCAGAGGAUUGGCUCGGAGAUUGACGGCGUGGCCUUUAUGAAGCUGUUCUCCGUAGACAACAGCAGCAUGGUGUCCUUUGAGCAGCACGGCAUGGAAACGCUGUCGCACAUGUUGGUCGAUGCUCUCGAGUCCAUGCCUAAUGUCGAGCUCAGGCUCGGCACCCCGGCCACCGACAUUGCCUACCGCGAGAGGUUUGACAAGGUCGUCAUCAACCGCGAGAAUGCGAGGCCCUACGACAAGGUCAUAUCCGCUCUCCCGGCUAAGCAGCUGCACAAGGCGACCAAACAGACCCUUCCUCUAGAGGACUUCAAGUCCGUGUCGGUCAUGACCGUCAACGUCUGGUAUCCAUACGAGGACAUUAUUCCCAAGGGGCUGGGUUAUCUCAUCCCCGACACUGUCCCGCAAGAAGAGAACCCCGAGCGCGCCCUGGGCGUGUUCUUCGAUUCCGGCGUUGGUGUCGGCGCCGGCCGCGUUGAGGUGAACGGCGAGCGCCUCGCAGAGCGCGGGACCAAACUCUUCGUCCUCAUGGGCGGUCACUACUUUGACGAGGGCCACCCUAUCCCCACCGAGGAGGAGGCGAUCCAGCAAGCCAAGAACCUGCUGGAGCGCCAGCUGGGCAUUCCCAAGGACACACCAUGCCACGCCGUGGCCAACCUCGCCAAGGACUGCCUGCCGCAGCACACGGUCGGCCACGCCGAGCGCAUCACAAAGCUCGACCAGGCGCUGCAGGCCAAGUUCAAGAAUCGCCUCGCCCCCAUUGGCGGCUCCUUCACCAAGCCGGGCGUGGCCGGCGCCCUGCGGGCCGGCUACGACAUGGCCUUUGACCUCACCUACGAGUCCUUCCACAUGAACGGGCUGGAGGAGUAUGGCGCCGAGCAUGCUAUGUCGCCCUCCUUUGUCAAGGUACCCGACAAUAGUCCUAUGCUACGGUACAACGCCCACCUGUCUGUCAACAAGAAGAACACCGAGAGUCUACGAAGGGGAUAUGAAUUCUCCCCCGGCCAAGAGACAAUCUGGCCAGAUGCGGCGAUGGAACUGCCCUCGGGAAGGAGAGUUUGA
Messenger RNA from Emericellopsis cladophorae, 1842 nucleotides. Its product is annotated as protoporphyrinogen/coproporphyrinogen III oxidase. The coding region runs from base 1 to 1842 and encodes 613 amino acids. Gene Ontology annotation, molecular function: protoporphyrinogen oxidase activity, oxygen as acceptor. The record is from RefSeq and is a predicted model, not a curated record. Gene Ontology annotation, biological process: heme biosynthetic process. Gene Ontology annotation, cellular component: mitochondrial inner membrane. NCBI's taxonomy places the organism in Eukaryota, Fungi, Ascomycota, Sordariomycetes, Hypocreales, Bionectriaceae. The transcript has 4 exons.